Molecule: messenger RNA, 873 nt
Organism: Aplosporella prunicola CBS 121167
Lineage: Eukaryota; Fungi; Ascomycota; Dothideomycetes; Botryosphaeriales; Aplosporellaceae
Exons: 2
Biological process (GO): fungal-type cell wall organization
Cellular component (GO): plasma membrane; cell cortex of cell tip
Source: RefSeq, a predicted model, not a curated record
AUGCGGUUCCUCGCGCUCGUCCCCGUGCUCUGCACCAUAGCGUCGCUGGUGCUGGGCUUCCUGUGCAUCUUCGCCGGCACCAAGCAAGACGGCAGCUUCAUGGAGUCGUACAACAUCCUGACGCUGAACACGUCGCGGCUGGGACAGGACUACAUCUCCGACAGCGCGUCGUCGUGGCUCAGCUCGCUCUACCACAAUGCGACGUCCAGCAUCGCCAGCUCUCUAAACUCGGACCUGAACUCGCUCAUCAGCGACGUCAGCGCCGACCUCGGCAUCCAGAACUUCUACUCCGCCCACCUCAUGACCUACUGCUCGGGGUCGUACACGCCCACGUCCGUCGCCAACGCCUCGGUGCCAGACUCCGCCAUCCACAAAAACGUCUCCCACUGCUCCGCCCAGAAAGCCAUGUUCUACUUCGACCCGACGGCCGCGCUCGAGCGCUCCCUCAACAAUUCCGAAAUAGCACAGCGCCUGAACAUCAAGCUCGCGGACCUCGACUGGCCCGACGACAUCGAGGACGGCCUGCGCGCCCUGCGCAUCGCGUGGAAGGCCGCCUUCGUGCUGUACUGCGUGGGCGUGGCUUUGGCCGCGGUGUCCUUCCUUGCGUCUGUGGUCGCGUUCUUCAUGGCUGGCCGCCUCAGCGCUGUCGUCAAUAUCUUGCUUGCGAUAUUGGCGUUUUUGGCGCUCGCGCUUGCGAGCGCCGUCACGACUGCUGUGGCGGUUAAGGGGUCCAGCGUCGUUAAUGAUAAGGGCAAGGAGAUUGGGCUGAGGGCUGAGCGUGGGGGCAAGUUCAUGGCGAUUACGUGGGCGGCAACCGCGGCCAUGUUUGUUGCGCUGCUCGUUUGGUGCGUCGACUGUUGUCUUGGGAGGAGG